AUGGAGAAUAUUAGGGCUUCGUCUUCAACAGAUGUUAAAAAGGCCAUAACUGAAGAGCUUCUCAAAGGGAGAGACCUGAGCAAGCAGCUACUCCAACUUGUUCUUCAUCGUCAUCAUGAUCAGUCCAAUGAUGUUGGAUCAGAUGAAGGUUCCCUAUUAUGGAUUUCAUUUGCCCAAGAUCUUGUCAACAACAUUCUGACUUCAUUCUCAAACACCCUCCUUCUCUUCCACUCCUUUGAGAUCCCUAUCGAUGCCUCUGCUAAAUCUGAUCAGGAUCGCCAUGAUUUGGAUGAUCAUGCUGUCAAGCGUUUCAACACAAGAAACGGAAGAGGCUGUCAUCCGAGGAAGAGAGCAAUGAAAAUGUGGGAGAAGAAAUCUCCAAUUCUAGUGGACGAUGGCUACGCAUGGAGGAAGUACGGACAAAAGAGGACAAUGAAUGCUGAAUACCUAAGGAACUACUACAGAUGUAGUCACAAGCACGACCAGGGAUGUCCAGCAAUGAAACAAGUUCAGAGAAUACGAGAGAGGCCUCCCUUAUACCGAACCACCUAUUUUGGAAUUCAUACUUGCAAAACCCAUCAAUUACUUUCUCAGAAUAUUCCUUUGGAAUAUGCCUCUUCUGGUAAUCUUUCUGAAUCGUCCUUGUUGCUUAGUUUCAAUGAUACCUCUCUUCCAGCAGGGAAACAAGAUCACUCCUAUUUCUCAUCCACCAAGAAGGAGCUGCAACAGAUUUCUUCCAUUGAUGUGAAGCAAAACCCAGAGUCCCAACAUGAACAUGUCGCUGCUGUGUUAUCCCCAAACUUGGAUCAGUUUUCUCUUGUCAAGGUUCAACCUAUUGAAGUGGAUGAUGUUGUUUUGAAAUCUCCUGAAUUCGAUGAGUCUGUACAUAUCGGUCCGGGAUUUGGUUUUAUUACGGAGUCGAGGGCAAUAAAUCAUCGAGGCUUCUUCUUGGAUAAUUAGUAUACUUCAAUUCGCAUUGUAAAACAUUAUUAUUUAGAGUCAAAAUCUGGUUUGGUUUCAAAAUAAGAGAGAUUUGGC
Molecule: messenger RNA, 1038 nt
Organism: Prosopis cineraria
Lineage: Eukaryota; Viridiplantae; Streptophyta; Magnoliopsida; Fabales; Fabaceae
Product: probable WRKY transcription factor 70
Exons: 3
Coding region: 1-960 (319 amino acids)
Biological process (GO): regulation of DNA-templated transcription
Molecular function (GO): sequence-specific DNA binding; DNA-binding transcription factor activity
Source: RefSeq, a predicted model, not a curated record